AUGGAUAAGUUGGUGGAACGCAGGAUCAAGGCCAGAGGGAGCGGCAACCCACAGGAGCCGACCCAGGGUUCAUGUUCCGAUGGGCCUCCAUCUCCAUUUGCUGGCCAAGAAGCCCAGCAAGCGCAAGAGGCUCGCCUGACCCAUGAGACCCUGCCGGAGAGAACCAAUCUCGCCGAUGCAAAUGCCAUACUCUUUCUCAACGUCGCCGAUACACGCAUUCAGCUGACCGCCCUACAUCUGUCAGCCAUGCUCAAAGCAUCCACCAUCUCAGCGCUCCUGCUUGGGGACGACACCACCAUCAUAGAUCCAAACUCCCUCCUCAAGGUCAUGUCGUAUGGCAACGCUCUCCAGUUGACGCCACUCCACAUCGCCAUCCUCCGACAGUCUAAAACCGACAUGCAGCACCUCGCCCGGAGAGGAGCAGACUUGGAGUCAGUACUAGACCUCGACGCGGGAGGUCUCUAUGCUAAGCUGUCGCCGUUACAACUGGCGACCAUGGUGCGCUCAUGGAACAUUGCGCAAGCUCUCCUAGGAAACCACGCCGACGCGCAUGCUCGACACCCUUUGGGCCUUAGACGAGACUGUCAGAUUGAGGUCACACCUCUCCACAUACUGCUGUUGUCUGGGGAGGGCGAUGUACCAGGGUUAGCAAGUAUGCGGUCCAAGGCGCCAGCCAACAUCGAGCUACGGAUGGAAACCGACAUGUCGGCCCUCGACGUCGCUGCCGGUAUGAAUCAAGCUAGCAUGAUUGAUCUAUUCUCCGACUACGGGUUCGAUGUCGCUGCUGCCAGCAGUCAGAAGACGGGCUGGCUGCGUAUACUUGCUCUCAUGAUAGCCUCUGCCUCGGGAAUUGAAAUGCUGGGGCAGGCGGGCUUGCUUUACCUGCGAGAGAUUGACGACAAGAGCGCCAUUACUGUUGGCGUCCAGAUGGACGCUUACUUCUCCUCCACAGUGACGAUGAGUCUCACGUUUGAGGCUCUUGGCACCAUUCUCCACGUCGCAUGCGCCCUUGGCAACACGUCCAUGACACGUGCCCUUAUCGCCAAGGGAGCGUCCGUCGAGAGCAGAUGCGAUGUGAAUGCCGGAGAUACGAUGCAGGCAUGCUUGACUCCCCUUCACCUCGCUGUCUUGGGGCGUCACUCGCGUACAGCCUCUUGUCUUCUCCAAAACGGUGCGAGCUUGUCAGCUUCCGCCGAGUUUCACGUGGAGAAGACUGUCCGUGGGCAUGUCCUAGCACCUCACCUUGCCGAGUGGCUCGGGAACAAUGCCGUCUCGCGCCUUGUCGAGAAAGCAGCGGACACUGUGAGGAUCAAGGUCAAGGGAGACCUCGCGGCAAUCCAUCUCGCUGCUCUGACGGGGGAUCAAGAGACCAUGUUGACUCUUCUGAACCACGGCACCAGCGUGGAUGCACCGUGCAGUGCGCACCUGGAGGCCAAGCCGGCCUCGAAACAUGAACUUGACCUCCACGUCGACUUGCAAAGUCAGCUCACACCGCUCCACCUGGCGGUAGCCGUCGGGCGCGCGCAUCUGAUUCCGAUGCUUGUUCAAAGCACAGGUGACGUCGAGUGCCCGAUCAAGGUCAUUGGCAUCACCACUGUCGAGGUCGGAGGUGCGCGCGUGAAGCGCACGGUCGCAUUCACCGGUACCGCUCUUCACCUCGCCGCUGCCCUGGGAAGCAUUCAAACCAUCCGUGCCCUCCUUGACAAUGGCGCCAAUGUCCAUGCGAAGAGUGAUAAUGGCCGCACGGCGUAUGAGUGGGCCAAGACACGUGGGCACGAGGACGCGGCCAGCAUCCUCCGCGAGCACGAACAGUCCGACGCCGGCAAGCAAAGACGGCUCCUCCUCAAGCAGAGGUGGCAUGACGUGUUUUCAAGGGGCGCUCUCCACACGUCCGGGACUGUGGAGGGCAACCAGAGCACUGGGCACCUGGAUGGGGAAGAAGAGUCAUCGCAACGAGACACGUUCAGACCGAAUGGUGUUGCAGGGAUGAUUGCACGGUGGGUUGCCAAGAGGGCCAAGGACAGACGUGACAAGGCAAAUGAUGACCGGCUUUCGGGUGCCACUGACGAUGAGCAAGGUGUUGACUAG
Emericellopsis cladophorae is the source of this 2088-nucleotide messenger RNA. RefSeq lists its product as uncharacterized. Lineage: Eukaryota; Fungi; Ascomycota; Sordariomycetes; Hypocreales; Bionectriaceae. Gene Ontology annotation, molecular function: protein binding. The transcript has a single exon. Bases 1 to 2088 code for a protein of 695 amino acids. The record is from RefSeq and is a predicted model, not a curated record.